Fusarium keratoplasticum is the source of this 1548-nucleotide messenger RNA. RefSeq names its product Endo/exonuclease/phosphatase domain-containing protein. NCBI's taxonomy places the organism in Eukaryota, Fungi, Ascomycota, Sordariomycetes, Hypocreales, Nectriaceae. Bases 1 to 1548 code for a protein of 515 amino acids. Gene Ontology annotation, molecular function: catalytic activity. The transcript has a single exon. The record is from RefSeq and is a predicted model, not a curated record.
AUGUAUUUCCCAAAACCUUUACUUGCGGUGAUAUCCGCCAUCCUCUUCCUCACCCUCUCCGCCAAUGCCAACAAGUUGGAACCCGAAGGAGGCGUCCUACAACUCGUCAAGGACGCACCGCGCUUCACAUUUGACUACGAGACCAGGGAUCCCCACGAAAAGAACUGGAUCGGUCUUUACUACGAGGCGGGCCAAGGCCUGAUCCCCAACUGGGGCGAGCAGUACACCAAGAACUCGGUCUCAUGGAAAUACGCACCCAAGCGCAAGGGUAGAGUCACCCUCGAGACCGAGGGACUCAAGCCCGGUCGAUACAGUGCCUUCUUCCACGCCAGGGACAAGUACGUGUGGUUGGCACCGCCGUUUGACGUCUUCAUCACCAAGAAGGAGGAGCACAACCUCGAGUUCGUCGUCGAUGAGAUUACCCUCCCUGAUGCACGUGGAGGUGACUGGUACAGCGCCACGGUCGCGGGUCUGAUUCGAGGUGGCAACAAGGGAGUCAAGUUCUACGAUGGAACACCAGUGCCAAACUGGCUUUGGCUCAGCACGGAUGGCACCAUCAGUGGCAAGCCGUUCAGGACCUCCAAGGCGGCUGAAUUCGUCGUCUGGGCCAAGCGCGGAAAUUCAUUGGCAUCCCUCAAGGUCAAGAUUGGCGUGCGUAGCCGUACCGAGGUCAAGGUGCCUCAGCUGAGGGUCAUGACAUACAACCUAUGGUUCGGUGGUGGCAAGUUCAAGGACUACCACGACAAGCAGCUGCGGUUCAUCGUCAACUCCAAGGCCGACAUCAUCGGUAUUCAGGAGGACGGCUCGGGCGAACGGGCCAAGGCUCUGGCUGAGGCUCUGGGUUGGCACUACUGGGCUAGCAAGGUGAGCCACAGCAUCCUCAGCAAGUACCCCAUCCAGGUCACCUCGGGCAACAUCAACAGAUCAGGCGGUGCCCGCAUCGAGCUGGACGGUGACUGGCAGAUGGUCAACUUCUGGGUCGCCCACCUCAACUACAAGCCCUACGGACCCUACGACUUUUGCUACAGCGGGAUGAAGGCCGACAAGGUGAUGCAGCGCGAGUACGACAGCGGUCGGCCGAUGCAGGUUGAGGAUACGCUCAAGGCUAUGAAGUACGACCUCCGGACCGCCGACAUCGAGCCCCUCUUCCUCGUCGGUGACUUCAACGCGCCGUCGCACCUCGACUGGACCGACAAGCGCAAGAAGAAGAACUGUGGCCAGGGCAAGUUCAACUGGCCUACAUCGAUGAAGGCCACCGAAGCCGGCAUGAUCGACUCGUACCGCGUGGCGCACCCAAACCCGGACCAGGACGAGGGCAUCACGUACGGACCCAUAACACCAUGGAACAAGGACUGGGGCAAGGAGGAGCCGAAUGAGCGGCUGGACUUUAUCUACUACAAGGGUGCUGGCCUCGAGGUGGUGGACUCUUGGGUUAUGAAGCCUCCCAAGUCGGGUCACCCCCUGGAUGAGUGGACUUCGGAUCACUCGGCUGUCAUGACGCUGUUCAACCUUAGCGGUGAGGUUGAAAUUGGCGAUUUGAGGAAGUAA